Messenger RNA from Racocetra persica, 1575 nucleotides. The record is from the annotation of a GenBank genome assembly. Lineage: Eukaryota; Fungi; Glomeromycota; Glomeromycetes; Diversisporales; Gigasporaceae.
AUGGAAGAGUUAAGCUCUGCUGGUAAAGCGGGAUGUGAUAUUGCUGCAAAUAUUGCCGAAGCGAUACCGCUUGUUAGUGUUAUCGCGAUAAUAUUUCGAGAAAUAAUUGUUUUAGCUGAAAAAGCAGGGCACAAUAAAAGAGUUUGCAGAAGGUUGGCUGAGCGUGUACGUGUAGCAAAUCAGACACUCAAUCAACUUACUCUGAAAGAUGAAAAUGAUUUGGCUUUAAAAAAUUAUGUUCAAGCGAUAACGAAUUGUAAAGAGUUUAUUGAGAAGAUUAGUCAUUCCGGGACAUUCAUGAAAUUAGUUACCGCUCAUGAGAUCGAAAGUGCGUAUCAGAAUGUCACUGACGAAUUAGAUGCCUCAAUUAUCCAAUUAGGAUUAAACGUAUGCAUCAGGACAAAUAAAGACAUUGAAGAUGACCGUAAGUUAUUCCUUUCAGAAAUAAAAACUUCGUUUCAAGCCAUUGAAGAAGUUACAAAAGAUUUGUAUGACGUUGGAAUGGACAUUCAACAAAAACUUAGCGUAUUUGAAGCCAAGUUAGAUACAAUUCAUACGGCAGUUGAUAAUGUGAGCAAAGGUGCCAUAGUAAACAAUCAAACUUUGGAAAAAUCUUUAGAACAAUCUAAAAUACCUAGUAAUCAAAUUACAGAUACUGAUGAGGAUGAGGUGAAGCGUGGUCAUGUAGUGAAAAAGAAAUAUAUCAUGCAAGCAGUUGCUCAAAAGGAGAUCGGACAUAUUUAUUCUUUACAAAAAUCCAUAGAUAUCAUUGAAAGAGAGGUUGCUAUCCUCACAGAACUAAGAAAUUGUCGAAAUAUUAUAACAUUUUAUGGUACAAUGCAACGUGGUGGUAAACUAUACAUUAUUUCAGAAUGGGCAGAAAUGGGUGAUCUUUACACAUACCUGCAAAAGCAUACUGUGUCAUGGAAGUUCAAGCUUAAAAUUGCUUCUGAAAUAGCUGGUGCCUUAGUUUUUUGUCAUGUUUGUGACAUAUUGCAUCAUGAUAUAAGAAGCCAUAAUAUACUAUUAACAAGUGAUCUAACAGCGAAGAUCAGUAAUUUUAGUUCUAGUCGUAAAGAAAGUGAUGUAACUACAAAGGUCAAAGACAUCACACUUAGAUACAGAUGGCUCGCUCCUGAAAAACUCGAAAAUUAUAAAGAUAAUGAAUAUACUAAACAAUGUGAUAUCUACAGUUUUGCUAUUGUGCUUUGGGAACUUGCCGCUCAAGAAGUACCAUUUGCCAAUGUUACGGUUGUCACUGACUUGAUUACAAAGAUAACGAGCGGAGAACGCCCACCACCGAUAAAUGACGCACCUCCUUUCUAUCCUGCGUAUGAAAAAAUCAUGCAGCAAGGAUGGCAACAACGUCCAAUAAAGCGACCAACUGCAGAUCUCAUGUUUAAAGAACUAAAUAAUCUUUAUAAAUCUAUAAGGUCUCAAUCAGGGUCAGGAGAUUUUGAACCACCAUCAUCUUCAUUCCUACGAAAUGAUUCAUUUGGCUCUCAUCAGAACGGUAAUUCUCAAAAGGAUUUUAAUAAUAUAGAAGAAGGAAUACGACAAAUUGAGUUAAAGUAA